Molecule: messenger RNA, 1285 nt
Organism: Prosopis cineraria
Lineage: Eukaryota; Viridiplantae; Streptophyta; Magnoliopsida; Fabales; Fabaceae
Product: protein SULFUR DEFICIENCY-INDUCED 1-like
Exons: 4
Coding region: 188-1087 (299 amino acids)
Molecular function (GO): protein binding
Source: RefSeq, a predicted model, not a curated record
AGUCCAUGGGAUCCCCAAAAUCCUCAUGAUCACCAUUGCCUUCUCUCUCUCUCUCUCUCUAUCUCUCUCUAAGCCUCACCCUGCAUUCACCACUUGGACUUGGACUCCAAUUCGUCGACUUUGCAUCUUCUUCUUCUGCACAGCCCCUUCUCCAGUUUCAGGGAAAUAGAGACGUGGGGCGGAGCGAAUGGAAAUGGAAGAAAGUGUGUGCGAUACCAAGAGCACCGUCUCAAAAGGGAAGAAGGAUCAUCUUUACCACGUUCUCCAUAAAGUCCCUUGCGGUGAUAGCCCUUAUGUCAGAGCCAAGCAUGCUCAGUUAGUGGAUAAGGACCCGGAAGGAGCAAUAAUAUUGUUUUGGAAGGCAGUAAAUGCGAGGGACAGGGUGGACAGCGCAUUGAAGGACAUGGCUGUGGUGAUGAAGCAACUGAAUAGAGCAGAAGAAGCCAUCGAAGCCAUCAAGUCUUUUAGAAGCCUUUGUUCCAAACAAUCCCAAGAAUCACUUGAUAACGUACUCAUCGAUCUCUACAAGAAAUGUGGAAAAGUUGACGAGCAAAUAGAGCUACUGAAGAGGAAGCUGAAAAUGAUAUACCAAGGCGAGGCCUUCAAUGGUAAACCCACAAAGACAGCACGAUCUCAUGGCAAGAAGUUCCAAGUUUCCAUCAAGCAAGAAACUUCUAGAUUACUGGGAAAUUUGGGUUGGGCCUACAUGCAGAAAAGGAACUACAUGAUGGCCGAGGUUGUAUACAGAAAAGCCCAGAUGAUUGAUCCAGAUUGCAACAAGGCUUGUAACUUGGGCCUAUGUCUCAUGCGGCAGGCUCGAUACGGACAGGCUCAAAUGAUUCUGGACGAAGUAAUUGCAGGCAAAGUUCCAGGGUCAGAAGAUAGCAAGUCGAGGAAACGGGCCAAAGAUCUGCUAGUAGAAUUGAGGACCAAUCUACCGGGCCCACAGUUGUCAGAUAUAUUUGGGCUGGAUGAUGAUUUUAUCAAAGGACUGGAGAGGCUGAUGAGUGAAUGGGGCCUAAUUAGAUCCAAGAGGCUCCCAAUUUUUGAGGAGAUUUCUUCGUUUAGAGAUCAGCUUGCGUGCUGAUCCCCCCAUACUGAUACCCUGUGUAUAAUAUAUGUAGUAUCGUAGGCGCUUUCUGAUUAUUUUUCCUUUAGAUUUGUUCGGAACUAUUUUCCUUUCCUUUCCCCAUCUCAAUGGGUCAAAGCAAUGUGCAAUAAACCUAUUGUUGUAAAAUUCAACAGAUAAAUUAUAUGAAACCGGCCAUAAAUAAUGUUCUCUCAA